This is a messenger RNA of Nymphaea colorata (pocket water lily), 513 nucleotides long. The record is from the annotation of a RefSeq genome assembly. Lineage: Eukaryota; Viridiplantae; Streptophyta; Magnoliopsida; Nymphaeales; Nymphaeaceae.
AUGGGAGUAACAAAGAAACCCGACUUGAAUGAUCCUGUAUUAAGAGCAAAAUUGGCUAAGGGGAUGGGACAUAAUUAUUAUGGGGAACCGGCAUGGCCUAAUGAUCUUUUAUAUAUUUUUCCCGUAGUAAUUCUAGGUACUAUUGCAUGUAACGUAGGUCUAGCGGUUCUAGAGCCAUCAAUGAUUGGUGAACCGGCAGAUCCAUUUGCAACUCCUUUGGAAAUAUUACCCGAAUGGUACUUCUUUCCCGUAUUUCAAAUACUCCGUACAGUACCCAAUAAGUUAUUGGGUGUUCUUUUAAUGGUUUCGGUACCAGCGGGAUUAUUGACAGUACCCUUUUUGGAAAAUGUUAAUAAAUUCCAAAAUCCAUUCCGUCGCCCAGUAGCUACAACAGUCUUUUUGAUUGGUACGGCAGUAGCCCUUUGGUUAGGUAUUGGAGCAACAUUACCUAUUGAUAAGUCUCUAACUUUAGGUCUUUUUCAAAUUAAAAUAGAUCUUGAAAUACUAAGGUAA